UGCACCUUUGUUUAUUGCUCUGUAGUGACUGUAGUGACAUACUUUAUAUCAGGCCCUCCUCUCUUUGUGAAAGACUUCCUCCAAAUAAGGCAAGCUCACAUUGUUCAUUAUUUACUCAAGAUGAGGACAUGUCUGUAUGCAGUGCUUUGUGCCUUGGUAUCAGGUGAGAGGGACAACAUUGUACUGGAGACCUCAGUAGUCUCUAGUUCAGUGGUACCCAAACUGUGUUUUCCCAUACACAGACCAAGCAAAAACCCAGAAAGCUUUUCUCAGCACAUUUCCAAUCUUAGUCUACUCUUGUGAAAUUAUUGUGGUUACUGAUUUACACUUGUACCAUGUAACUUUUUCUAUUUUAACUACAGGUCUUCAGCCUGACAGAGUUGAGCAGACACCAGCCAAUACAUCAGCUCGAAAAGGUGGUCAUGUACAUUUUAACUGCAAAUUUGUAACAACGUCUAGCAAUCCAGAUCUCUUUUGGUAUGUCCAGCGCCCUGGUAAAAGCCCAAUAUUUAUUGUACAGAGAAACCUAUUUGGCAAGGAAGAUGAAGUACCCGGAACAAAGUAUUCUGCAAAGCUAAACAAAGAGAGCAAAUCCAUUGACCUGAGGAUCUCUGGUGUCAGUGUGUCUGACUCUGGGCUGUAUUAUUGUGCUCUGAGUGCCACAGUGUCUUUCUCUGCAGCCUUCUAUAUACAAAAAGUCUUGGCUCUUUCCAUCAAAAAGGUUCAAUAAAUGUUUUGGUCUGCAGAACAAAGAAAACAUAAAAAAAAAACUAGUUGUUUCAAUGACAAAGAAACAAACAAAGAAAAAAAUAUUUACCCAGCUUUAUUUCUAGUAUGAAAAUAAAAAUAUAGUGACAUUUUCCCCAUAUGUUUAUACCAUAAAUUGUUUUAAAAGCAUCCCUUCUCCUGGGAUCACUGUUACACUGUCUUUGUUACUGGGAUUAGAUAUCUUCCACAUGCCAAGGGACCUUUCAAUCCCAAAGAGACAGGUAGCAGCAGUAUAAAUAGAUACAUGGAUUUAUAGAAGGUGGAACAGUUUACAUCUGCCUAGCAUUCAUUUCUGGCUUCUGUGCUAUAGUCUCUGCUCAGUAAGUUCUAUUCCUGGAAAUACCAAUCAUCAAUAAGUCACAAAGUUUACAUAAUAGUAAAUACAUCUAUUUAAAGUAAUGGUAUAGAAUUUAUAUAUAGAUAAUGUGUCUCUUUUUGUAAUUCAUACUAGAAAUCCCAGGUCACUCCUUUACUACAGAAUUGUGUUCACUAUGUGAUUGGGCUCGAGCGGCAACAAUAGUGUAUUUGACUAGUUGUAGUUGUGGAUGGACUGAAUUCACUAUUUUGGAUUUGGUCAAACCCCCAAAUCCUUUGUGAAAAUCUUUUAAAUUUUAGUUUUUCACCUAAUAAAAUACAUAAUUUACUGCUACAAUAAAGUGCUGUUUAUUGGGGCUCUCGCUUUGCUUAAUUCCUUGUUAAGUGGCCAAAUUAAUUUUUCUAUUUUAUGGAACCCUGGCACUAUGACUAAAGGUGAUUUGUUUUCCCUUAUGUUAUUGUUAAAUUGUUUGCUUACAUAUUGAAGCAUGAUAUCAAAAUUGUACGAAUUGGUCUAAGGAAUUCAACCCAAGCAUGAAGUGUUGUUUUCCAUUUAAUCCCAGCAAAAUAAUGAGCCAGAUGAUAUAGGGUAUGUUUAAUAAUACUGUAUAGAUUAUAGACUUUAGCUGUAAAGGGCUAUUGCACGAUGGUAGGGCUUGCUCACUGAAAUCUCAUUGAGCAUGUUGCUAUUGUGAUGCUGUAUUUUAUAGUGUUUUCCAGGCUACACUUAUAUAAUCCCUAUAAUUUGAUUUAGGUUUCAAGAAACAGGAAAUGGAUUCUGGAAACCAAAGCACAGUUAAGAUGUUUUUCCUCAGUGGGUUUUCUCAGUCUUUGGAAUUGUAGGUGUGUUUCUUUGUACUGUUUUUGGUUUUGUACUUCAUAACAUUAUCUGGAAACAUUCUGAUUAUGGCCUCUGUCUGCAUGGAUUCCCGCUUGCACUCUCCAAUGUAUUUUUUACUGGGCAACUUGUCAUUUCUGGACAUUUUUUAUUCCACAGUAACAAUUCCUAAAAUGCUCAGCGAUGUCAUCACAAACAGCAAGGCUAUUACAUUCAACCAGUGCAUGUCACAGCUUUUCUUUCUUCACAUGUUUGGCGGCACAGAGUGCUUCUUACUGACUCUCAUGGCGUAUGAUCGUUAUGUGGCAAUUUGUAAACCCCUAAGAUAUCACACAAUUAUGAACCACACAUUUUGCUUGGCGAUGGUGGCAUCUACAUGGCUAGCUGGUUUCUUGCAUUCGUUCACCCAAGCAUUUCUGACAUACCAACUACCUUUCUGUGGUCCCAAUACUAUCAACCAUUUUUUUUGUGAUGUUCAUCCGUUAGCUGUGCUGGCCUGUUCAGACACUUCCUUCAUUGAUAUGUUUAUAAUAGCCAACAGUGGGAUGAUAUCGCUUGUCUGUUUUGUGAUAUUGCUUAUGUCCUACAUUGGCAUCAUUAGUACAGUCUUGAAGAUGAACUCAACAGAAGAAAGGAGAUUCAAAGCUUUCUCUACAUGUGCUUCCCAUCUUAUGGUUGUCACAUUCUUCUUUGGACCAUGUAUUUACAUUUAUUUGAGGCCUCCUAUAAAUUAUUCAGUAGACAAACUUAUUUCUGUGCUCUAUACUGUGCUGACUCCUUUACUCAACCCAAUUAUCUAUACAUUUAGAAACCAGGAAAUGAAGAGUGCACUUAAAAAAAUUCUACGGGAAACUGUAUUACAGGGUCCAAGAAAUAAAAAACAAUAAUUAAAUAAUAUAUAGCCAACAGUGCCCAUUCUGGGGCAUCUAUUAUGAAGGAAUAAUAUUGAUCUGUUUUUAUACAGUUAAGCAGUUUUCUAAUACUGUAGUAUUAAUAAUAAUACUGUUUACCAAUACUGAUGUUGAUUUUUAUGCAUUGCUCCCAGCUAAUGUUACCUGUGUAUCACCCUGGAUAUUGUUUUCUGUUGUUUGUUUUU
Molecule: messenger RNA, 3017 nt
Organism: Xenopus laevis (African clawed frog)
Lineage: Eukaryota; Metazoa; Chordata; Amphibia; Anura; Pipidae
Product: olfactory receptor 4Q2-like
Exons: 1
Coding region: 1990-2808 (272 amino acids)
Source: RefSeq, a predicted model, not a curated record